Helicoverpa zea (corn earworm) is the source of this 1735-nucleotide messenger RNA. RefSeq lists its product as uncharacterized. Bases 1010 to 1645 code for a protein of 211 amino acids. NCBI's taxonomy places the organism in Eukaryota, Metazoa, Arthropoda, Insecta, Lepidoptera, Noctuidae. The transcript has 4 exons. The record is from RefSeq and is a predicted model, not a curated record.
UAAACGCGCGUUGUGCACUUGUCAUCUGAAGGUAGCCUAGUGAUUCUAUAUCAAUAGUUUCAGGUAUCAGUAGUCAAAAGAGGUUAAACUUACACUCAAGUUGCAGACAGGUUUUAGGUGUAUUGUGUAUUGGAACUGAAACGCGCCACAUUCAACGUGUCUAUAUGAAUAAAACCAAAAUACAGUAACAAAUCGUCUCUAGAACACAAUGCUAGAUGGCAAUAAACUUGAUUUGCCUUUACACUAAACCUGUAACUUGCUUCCGUAACAUUUAAGUAACUUAGUACUCUAUUUGCACUUACAAUUAAACUUACAGUAAAGAAAUGCCUGCGAAUGUUUUGUGGAUUCUUAUCUAAAUGAUUGCACGCCUAUUUACAUUUUAAUUCACAAAUCAAACUUAGCCAGGCUAGUAAACAAAAGGGAAAAUCAGAAUUUCGACAGCUAAUGUCGAUUUUAAGAAUUUAAAUGUAUGUACCUGCUUAAAUACCUGUCAAACAGUAGUGGGAUCCUAAAUCUGUACAUUCGUCUGGUUUCGGGUUACAGGAGUUGACAUGGAAAGUGUGUGUUCAACUUGGCGUGGACUACUCGUUCUAACCGAGUAAGUACAAAAAAGGAAGAGUGUGUGAGAACAAGUGUACUUACUAGGCAAACCCUCACCUGUAAUCGAAAAUGAGGCCUCUUUAUCACUGGCAACAAAUACAGCAGCGCCUCUCCCGUUCCAUCGGCGAUAUGAGCAUACUCCAGUGCAAGAUAUCGAAGGUUCCGUAACUCUCCGAGACUUCGAAGGAAAGUGUAUCUGCUAUUCGGUCUGGGCGUAGCGUACAUUAAGCUCAAUACGAUUGUAAACAACACGUCAAUCUGAAUAUGAGGACAAUUAUUGAUAUGAAGACGCAUUGGUUUAUUUACCACAUAUUUAUCUCAAUGACAAUCAUAGAGUAGUCGCCAAGACAACGGGCCUUUGACAGAACAUGUGCGUUGCCGUGGUGAUAAACAGACGUAAAACUUAGAAAUGGCAACAGAUGAGGAAAAAUCGAAAAUAAUCAAACUCCUGCAAGAUAUAACUGUGCCUGAAGUAAAGUUAACGGAACGAUGCUUUGAUUUAGUGAAGGUAUUUCAGCAGAGGUUCGGCGGAGAGGUCGAAGCAGAAAGUCGCCAAGAGGAAGUACAACAAGACUUAAGUGAAAAUCCAUACAGGGUUGACAAACGAUUACUAGAGGAAAACGAAAGGAAAUUGCGGGAAUUAUUAAUUGCAAGUCAUCGGGCCAAAAAGCUCAAUGCCAGGAAUGUGAUAGUAACUGGUGCAGAUCCUAAAAGACCUUGGCGAACAAAUUCUAGUAAAGAGAAGCUGCUUCGUGUGGACCUAGAGCUGAAGCGACAUCAGGAGAAAUCCACCGAGAUGAUUGUUCCCUUAGCUGACAAUGAUAUGCAAGAUCUUGUUAAGGAAUGCCGGGAGGAAUGGCGAGUGGCGCCAGCCGUGGGGCCCAGCCGGCUUCGGGAUACUGUCGACGCAGCCAAGAAGAACUUGCCUCAUUUCCAGUACAAGAAGAUCCACAACACCACAGCCACCUCCAUCAUGCCCCAAGCGCAUGCAUUCCAUGCCAAGCCAGCGCCUGCCACGCCCAAAGAAGCUGCUACCACGGAAUGAUAAGUUUUACGUAAUGAUUUUGAAUGGUAAGUUUUCGUAUAUAAUUUAUGUGUAUUUUGAUUCUAAUAAAUUUUGUUGAACAAGCGUUAA